AUGACGGAAUACCUCGACAUCGGCAGCGAUCACCAGUUCCUCGUCCCCACGUCACCCUGGAUGCCAAGCGCAAUCAGCAGCAGCAGCAGCAGCGUCGGUGGUAGCGUCGUGGUCGACAACAGCUGGACCCUGGACGACUCGGCAAUCCCAUCGCUGCGUUUUCCCCAAAAGCUCUGGCGCAUUGUGAACGAGUGCAACAGCGGAGCCAUCACUUGGGGCUUGAGUGGUCAAACGGUCCGACUGAACUACAAGAGUUUUCAAAACGAGUACCUCUCGGCCGGCGCGUCGAUCUUCAAGACGAGCAACAUCGCGAGCUUCAUACGACAGCUGAACCUCUACGGCUUCCGCAAACUCGCCACCAACACUCGCGAUCCCUUCGGCCCCAUACCCACGGCUCAGGAGCAGGACAUCCACGAGUUCGUUCACGAGCACUUUCGCGAGGGCAGGUUGGACCUACUGUCCAGGGUGUGCCGGAAAACGGGGGUCAAGAAGACCGAAAGGUUACCCAGCCGGCGAAAGGGGGAGCUGCGGAAGAGAAACGAGCUGGAGACGGUGCACUACGUGGAGAAACGCUCGCGGCUACAAAUGUGUCGGGCUGCACUUACCGAGGCUUUGGAGGAAGCGACUUUGCUGUACAAACGAGAGAAAUUGUGGCUACAACUGGUGAAUGCAAAUAUUCUGAGCGAAUCGUUCCUCCCAAAAUACGAAACCCUAACGGUGGAUCAGAAUGUUGAAGUUGUCUUUCAGGAUGAUUUGUCAGUUUUGGGAGAUAAUUGUCAGAUUAUCGAAGACUCAUCAAGCAACAGUAUUGUUGAUAACGACGAAAAAAAUCAAUGGCAAGAAGUUUUAAGUUUAGAAAAUGGCGGUACUAUAUCAAUUUCAACGCCAUUUUUAUGA
Molecule: messenger RNA, 897 nt
Organism: Copidosoma floridanum
Lineage: Eukaryota; Metazoa; Arthropoda; Insecta; Hymenoptera; Encyrtidae
Biological process (GO): regulation of DNA-templated transcription
Molecular function (GO): DNA-binding transcription factor activity; sequence-specific DNA binding
Source: RefSeq, a predicted model, not a curated record